Molecule: messenger RNA, 2638 nt
Organism: Mus musculus (house mouse)
Lineage: Eukaryota; Metazoa; Chordata; Mammalia; Rodentia; Muridae
Gene: Ifit1
Product: interferon-induced protein with tetratricopeptide repeats 1
Exons: 2
Coding region: 95-1486 (463 amino acids)
Biological process (GO): cellular response to interferon-alpha; response to virus
Cellular component (GO): cytoplasm
Source: RefSeq, marked validated
GACAGUCUGCAAGAGAGCAGAGAGUCAAGGCAGGUUUCUGAGGAGUUCUGCUCUGCUGAAAACCCAGAGAACAGCUACCACCUUUACAGCAACCAUGGGAGAGAAUGCUGAUGGUGACCAGGUCAUGGAGAAUCUGCUUCAGCUGAGAUGUCACUUCACAUGGAAGCUGCUAUUUGAAAAUAAUGACAUACCUGAUUUGGAAGUGAGAAUCUCAGAGCAGGUCCAGUUCCUUGACAUCAAGAACCCAUUGGGGAUGCACAACCUCCUGGCCUACGUGAGGCACCUGAAAGGCCAGCAGGACGAAGCCCUGCAGAGCUUGAAAGAAGCUGAAGCCUUGAUCCAGAGCGAGCAGCUGAGCAAGAGAAGCCUGGCGACCUGGGGCAACUGUGCCUGGCUGCAUUACCACAGGGGCAGCUUGGCAGAAGCCCAGAUCUACCUGGACAAGGUGGAGAAGGUGUGCAAGGAAUUUUCAAGUCCCUUCCGCUACAGGCUGGAGUGUGCUGAGAUGGACUGUGAGGAAGGCUGGGCCUUGCUGAAGUGUGGAGGAGGAAAUUAUAAACAAGCCAUGGCCUGCUUUGCGAAGGCUCUGAAAGUGGAGCCAGAAAACCCUGAGUACAACACUGGCUAUGCAGUCGUAGCCUAUCGCCAAGAUUUAGAUGACAACUUUAUUUCUCUAGAACCUUUGAGGAAGGCUGUCCGGUUAAAUCCAGAAGAUCCAUACCUUAAAGUUCUCCUUGCCCUAAAGCUUCAGGAUUUAGGAGAACAUGUUGAAGCAGAAGCACACAUUGAAGAAGCCCUCAGCAGCACAUCUUGCCAAAGCUAUGUCAUUCGCUAUGCAGCCAAAUAUUUCCGUAGGAAACAUCGCGUAGACAAAGCUCUUCAUCUUCUAAACAGGGCCUUGCAGGCAUCACCUUCCUCUGGCUACUUACAUUAUCAAAAAGGGCUCUGCUACAAGCAACAAAUCUCCCAACUGAGGACAUCCCGAAACAGGCAGCCCAGAAGGCAGGACAAUGUGCAAGAAUUGGCACAACAGGCCAUUCAUGAAUUUCAAGAGACUUUGAAACUGAGGCCCACAUUUGAGAUGGCCUAUGUUUGCAUGGCUGAAGUGCAGGCAGAAAUUCACCAGUAUGAAGAAGCAGAGAGAAAUUUCCAGAAGGCACUGAACAACAAGACCCUCGUGGCUCACAUAGAGCAGGAUAUUCACCUCCGCUAUGGCCGUUUCCUACAGUUUCAUAAGCAGUCAGAAGACAAGGCAAUCACCCUCUACUUAAAAGGUCUAAAAGUGGAAGAGAAGUCCUUUGCUUGGAGGAAACUACUGACUGCUUUGGAGAAAGUGGCUGAAAGACGUGUUUGUCAGAAUGUUCAUCUUGUAGAGAGUACCAGCCUUCUUGGGCUAGUCUACAAACUGAAAGGACAAGAGAAAAAUGCUCUGUUUUACUAUGAGAAGGCACUGAGGCUCACUGGGGAAAUGAACCCUGCAUUCUGAAUGCAGCUCACCUCUGUGACGUUAAUAUACUCACAACCAAGUGUUCCAAUGCUCCUUCCUGAUUUCUUUUCCCAGGUCUGUUUUGUUGUUGUUGUUGUUCGUUUUCUUUCUGAAAUGCCAAGUAGCAAGGUACAUUUUCUCCUGUGACUUCUUUCUGGUCUUUCUGACCCUGUCUAGCAGGCAAUUCCAUCCCAAGGAUACAUACUCACUUAAAGAUCACAACUGAUUCCUGCUGUUUUGGACUCCUGUGAGCUGUAGAAUCACACAACCUUUUUCCUUAUGUCUGUGCCUUUGGAACAGAUAUCUUCCACCCUUUGCUAAUGUCCUGGACAAAAAAGUCUUUGCCAAAGAAGGUAUUUUUUUUUUAAUGUCACCGGAAAUGCUUAUUACCAUACAAUUUCAGAGCAAAACAAAUGAGCAAAGAAGAAAGUUUGAAAGCAAAAGAGGUCACACAUUACUGGAAAGAUACUAAGAACCAAGAAGACUUUUGGCUUACUAGAGAAUUAAAAUGAAAACCCUCCUUAGGUAGUAAAGUCUGAAAAUUACAUAAAUAACUUCUUUCAAUAUUUAUAUGCUAAAAGUAUUCAUUGAAAGUGACCAAAAUAGUUAAAGCCAAAACCAACAAAAAAAAGAAAGAAAGAAAGAAAGAGAGAAAAGAAAAGAAAAGAAAAGAAAAGAAAAGAAAAGAAAAAAAAGAAAAGAAAAGAAAAGAAAAAAAGAAGAAGAAAGAAAAAAAAAGAAAGCGACCCACAAAUAACAAAUUUGGUGUAGUCUAUUAAUGUUGUGCAUUAUAAAGGAUGCACCUCUAUGUUUGAGCAGUUUCUUGGUUAUCUUUUAUCCUCAGCUUGAUAUAUCCUGGGACAUCUGAAAAGAGCUGCUUGCACCACACUAGCUUGCAGGCAUAUUGUGGCACUUUUAUCCUGGAUUCCUGACUGUUGUCGUAUGACACAGUCAACUGUGAGUGCUUCCAUCCCUACGCAGGUAGUCUUGGCCUAUAUAUGAAAUCUUGCUGUGCAUGUGCCAAUGAAUGAACCAGCAAGCAGAAUUACUCCAUGAUUCCUACCCAGUUUCCUGCCUUGACUUUUCUGCCCUGAGUUUCCUCCCUGAUGGAUUAUGAUCUCUAAGUGUAAGUCAAAUAAACAUAUUCCCCUC